This is a messenger RNA of Hyposmocoma kahamanoa, 4644 nucleotides long. RefSeq lists its product as uncharacterized. Gene Ontology annotation, molecular function: nucleic acid binding. The transcript is spliced from 9 exons. NCBI's taxonomy places the organism in Eukaryota, Metazoa, Arthropoda, Insecta, Lepidoptera, Cosmopterigidae. Bases 1 to 4644 code for a protein of 1547 amino acids. The record is from RefSeq and is a predicted model, not a curated record.
AUGUCGUGUAAAGUUAAAGUGGAACAAGGCGUGUUGCAAGGGAAAGAAUGUAUUUCGUGUUACGGGACGAAAUAUUAUAGUUUUGAGGGGAUACCUUACGCUAAACCUCCGGUUGGGAAGCUGCGGUUUCGAGAUCCUCAAAAACCAGACGACUGGUCUAGCUUACUGGAUGCAACGAAACCAGGCCCAAAAUGUAUUCAAAUUAACCCAUUCUCCCAAAAAGGUUUCGAAGGAUCCGAAGAUUGUCUAUACCUAAACGUGUACACGCCGAGUUUGCCACACGAGAAACUAGAAAAACUCCCAGUGAUAUUCUUUGUUCAUGGCGGCAGAUACCUUUUUGGUCAUGGAGAUUAUUACAGACCUGACUAUUUUAUAGACGAGGAUGUCAUUUUGGUAACCAUAAACUAUAGACUUCACAUACUUGGAUUCUUAUGCCUUCAUACCAAAAACGUACCAGGGAAUGCUGCGUUUAAAGAUACCGUAAUGGCUUUAAAAUGGGUUAAAAAUAACAUAAAAUAUUUUAACGGUGAUGAGAAUAACGUAACAGCAUUAGGAGAAAGCGCGGGAGCUGGUACAGUGCAGACGUAUAUUGUUACGAAAAUGACGGACGGUCUUGUUCACAAAAUAAUCGGACAAUCUGGAACGUGUCUUUCAGAUUUGUUGUUUAUUGAAGAUGAUCCUAUAGUAAAGGCUGAACAAAUAGCUAGUCUUCUUGGCAAAGACAUAAAGGACGUUAAUGUAUUAUAUGAUUUUUUACUAAAUGAGCCAGUUGAAAAUUUAGUAUCAGCUGCUAUGACUGCAGAAAUGUCAAGACCACCAUACAUUAUAAAUGCUAAUUUCUUACCCGUCGUUGAAAAGAAAUUCGACGGCGUUGAACCGUUUUUCGAAGAAUUCCCUUUAGCUACCAUUUUAAAAAACAAUCAUAAAAAGCUACCACAGUUGAUCGGCUUAAGCUCUCAUGACGGUGCUUUGUUUGUUCGAAAGGAUAGCGAUGGUAAUAUAUCAUAUAUUGAAGACACGCAAAGAUUUAUUCCCAGAUUUUUAUCAUUGCCUUAUGACAGUCCAAAAUCAAAAGAACUUGGUAGGGCAUUGCGUGAAUUUUACUUUAAAAAUGAACAAAUAAAUGACAACAAAAAAGAAGAAUACGUAAACUUUCUAUCAGACGCGUACUUCAUUCGAGAUGUAAUAACUUUUUGCGAACUUUUCAACACUGAGAAUUUGUACCUUUUUAAUUUUUGCUACUCGGGCAGUAUGAAUACGAGAACUAUGAAGAAUCUUGCCAUGAAAGGAGCAAGUCACGGAGACAUAGUUCAAUAUCAAUUUUAUAAGAAAAGCAAGCAUGAAAAAUGUGACGCAAACGACGAGAAAAUUGUUAAGUUUUUAAGCGAAGCUUGGUGUAGUUUUGCCAAGAAUGGAAUACCAACAUGGUCGAACCAGCGAAUAAAAUGGCUGCCAUACAACCGCGACACCCGUCUUUGCCUGAACAUAGAUCAAGAAUUGACUCUCACGCAGUAUCCCUAUUGGGAAAGAAUCAAAUUCUGGCUGGAUAAUAUGGAGGAUCUUCCUAAUAUUGACAAUGAUACUUACUUUUUCGCUUACGUGACUUUAGGAGAUAGACGUCUCACGCCUGUGCGGUGUAAGCCCGACAUCGCGCACUCCAACACGCGCCAGUUUCACGCGGUCUGUCCUGUCUGUCUGAAACGGUUCACAAACGCCAAAGAAAUGUCGUGUAAAGUUGAAGUGGAACAAGGCACAUUGCAAGGGAAAGAGUGUAUUUCGUGUUUUGGGAAGAAAUAUUACAGUUUUGAAGGGAUACCUUAUGCUAAACCUCCGGUUGGGAAGCUGAGAUUUCGAGAUCCCCAAAAACCAGACAACUGGUCUGGUCUACGGGAUGCAACGAAACCAGGCCCAAAAUGCAUUCAAAUGAACCCGUUCUCAGGAAAAGGCAUCGAAGGAUCAGAAGACUGUUUAUACCUAAACGUAUACACGCCGAGUUUGCCUAGAAAAGAAUUAAAAAAACUCCCAGUACUAUUCUUUGUUCAUGGCGGCACAUACCUUUUUGGCCAUGGAGAUUAUUACAAACCUGACUAUAUGAUAGACAAGGAUGUUAUUUUAGUUACCGUAAAUUAUAGACUUCACAUACUUGGAUUCUUAUGCCUUCAUACCAAAAACGUACCAGGGAAUGCUGCGUUUAAAGACACAAUAAUGGCUUUAAAAUGGGUUAAAAAUAACAUAAAAUACUUCAACGGUGAUGAAAAUAACGUAACAGCGUUUGGGGAAAGCGCGGGAGCUGGUACUGUGCAGGCGUAUCUUGUUACGAAAAUGACUGACGGUCUUGUUCACAAAAUAAUCGGACAAUCUGGGAGUUGUCUUUCACAUGUGUUAUACUAUACUGAAGAAAAUCCUAUAGCUAAGGCUGAACAAAUAGCUAAUCUUCUUGGCAAAGACAUAAAGGACGUUAAUGAAUUAUAUGAAUUUCUUUUAAAUGAGCCAGUUGAAAAUUUAUUAUCAGCCGUUAUGACCGUGGAAAUGUCACGACCACCGCACAUUUUUAAUUGUAAUUUCUUACCCGUUGUUGAAAAGAAAUUCGAAGGCGUUGAGCCGUGUAUUGAAGAACUCCCUCUAGCUAUCAUACUGAAAAAUAAUCAUAAAAAGCUACCACUAUUGACAGGCGCAGCCUCUCAUGAUGGCGCUUCGUUUGCUCAAGUAGAUAGCGAUGGAAAUAUAUCAUAUGUUAAGGACACACAAAGAUUUAUUCCGAGAUUUCUGUCCUUGCCACAUGACAGUCCAAAAUCAAAGAAACUUGGAAUACCAACAUGGUCGAACCAGCGUACAAAAUGGAUGCCUUACAACCGCGACACCCGUCUCUGCUUGAACAUAGAUCAAGAAUUGACUCUUACGCAGUAUCCCUAUUGGGAAAGAAUCAAAUUCUGGUUUGAUAAUAUCGUGAAUACGACCAUAAUGCCUCCCAAACGGGCAUUAUGGUCUGAAGAAGACCUGGUGUCAGCAGUUCGAGCUGUUCAAAUGGGAAUUCUGAGUACGUAUAAAGCUGCUGAGAGAUAUAAGGAAGAUGAUCUGGUGAAGAGGAUUAUCAGGUUUUCUGAAAUAGGAUUGCCCGUCAUACCACGCAUACUUCGUCGCUUGGUCUACAAAUUUUGUGAGGCUAAUAACAUAAAGCACAGUUUCAAUGAAAACACUAAACUCGCUGGCAAGGACUGGUUUAAAGCUUUCAUGAAAAGACACCCUAAUUUAUCUAAAAGAAAAGCUCAGUUUAUGAACCCGGCGCGGGCACAAAAACUCAACAAGUUCAUUGUUGAUGACCAUUUCUCAAAAAUAAAAGCAGUUUAUGACGAUUUGGACCUGACAAAUCAUCCUGAACGAAUCUACAACAUGGAUGAAAAAGGUUGUCGAUUAACGAUCCACCACCAACAAACUGUUUUGGCUCAGAAAGGGGCAAAACGAGUGCAUUUGCAGUCUUCGGAACACGCAGAAAGCGUCACGAUUGCGGGAUGUGUAAAUGCGCUCGGUACUGCCAUACCUCCAAUGGUGAUAUUUAAAGGGAAAAGGCUGAAGCCGGAAUUAUACGAUAAUUUACCACCGGGAACUUUAAUAGAAAAAUCAGCUAAGGGUUAUAUGACAAAUGAUCUUUUCAAGGAAUUUUUGAAACACUUAGCCAGAUACAAAAGUGCUGGAAAGUGUCUUUUGAUUUUUGAUGGAGCAGCCUGUCAUUUAGAUCUGAGUAUCGUCGACGUCGCAGAUUCGUUCGACAUAUCCUUAUACUGUCUGCCAUCGAACAGAACACAUGAACUUCAGCCGCUUGACAAAGCAGUUUACCGUUCAUUUGAACAUCACUGGGAUGCUGAAGUCUUAUGUUUCUUGGAUCAAAAUCCAGACAAGAAGCUAACCAAGGCGCGAUUUAAUGUCAUACUUUCUAAUGUCUGGUCCAAAUGCAUGACACAUAGUAACAUAACCAGUGGCUUUAGAGCCACUGGUCUGUUUCUUUUGAAUCCUGAAGCAAUUCCGGAAACUGCUUUUGCUCCGUCGGUAUUAACAGAAGUUCCAGCACAGAUGGUACCAGAAAAUCAAGAAAACUUGCACCCGAAUUCUCCCAGGCCAUCGACUUCAACAAGUUUUCAAAAAAAUUUAGAUUUCAGCAAUAAAACGCCUGUUAAAAGAAGUGAGACGUCUGCUACAACAUCUGAUGCAAUAGAGCUGACGCCAGCCAGGCCUACCGGAAGGGACCUUCACCGUUUGGUUUGUUUUUCAGAUUCGGACGAUGAAGACGAUGUACCGCUCUCUCUGUUGAACAAAAAAACGCCUUUUUACCAACUUAUGCCAACACCAGUGAAGAUUACACAAAAAACACCGACGACGACGAUUCGAAAAAAAGCAAUUAAUUACAGAGGGACACCGAUUACAAAAGAUAUUUUUGAAAAUAAUAAAAAGAAAGCGAAGAAAACUGAAGCAAAAAAGAAGAAUGAUAUCUCGCAGCAGGAAAGAGGGUGGUACUGCCAUGCUUGCGAAGAAGAUAAGAUGGCUGACAUGCGAAAAUGCGAAAAAUGUGGAAAAUGGUUCCAUGAAGAAUGUGUUGGUUUGUCGGUUGAUGAUACCGACACAUUUGAGUGUCCUGAUGGCUGCAACUAA